Molecule: messenger RNA, 1203 nt
Organism: Arabis nemorensis
Lineage: Eukaryota; Viridiplantae; Streptophyta; Magnoliopsida; Brassicales; Brassicaceae
Source: the annotation of a GenBank genome assembly
AUGAAGGUUGAUGGGUUAAAUGAUGGUUUGGAAGAACUCGACAUGGAUAAUUAUGAUGAAGAAGAUGAUGGAAUUGAAAAUUUUAGCUCCGGGCGUGGGGAUCUCUAUUAUGCGAGUAAUGAGAUGGAUCCAUAUCUCAAGGAUAAUAAUGAUCAUGACGACGACUCUGAUGAUGAUGAGACAGUCUUACCAACCGAGUCAAUGAUUGUAUGCGCUAAGAGCAAAAAGAUAGCAAAUUCUCUUGACGUUUAUUUAUGUGAGGAAACAUCGAGCGGCUCUCCAAACAUGUUUAGUCAUCAAGAGAUAUUUUUACCAAAACUUCCAUUUUGUACUGCUUGGCUUGAUUGUCCACUUAAAGGAGGAGAAAAUGGGAAUUUUCUAGCUGUUGGUUCGGAUACGCACAUAAUAGAGAUAUGGGAUCUUGACGUUAUGGACGAAGUGUUACCUUGUGUACAACUAGGAGGAAAAAACAAAGGAAAUUACAAAGAAGGUAGCCACACUGAAGCAGUUCUUGAUCUUGCUUGGAAUAAGGAGUUUCGUUGGGGAAAAAGGAAUUUACUUGCAAGUGCUAGUGCCGACAAACAAGUUAAGGUUUGGGAUGUGGCUACUGGAACGUGCAAGAUUACUAUGGAACAUCACACAGAGGCGGUUCAAGCGGUUGCUUGGAACCAUCAUGCUCCGGAAGUACUUCUAAGUGGGUCUUUUGAUCAAACUGUUGUAUUGAAAGACGUAAGAAAACCUUCGCACUCGGGUUUCAAAUGGUCUGUCAUGUCUGAUGUUCAAAGCUUAGCUUGGUAUCCACAUAGUGAACACUCCUUUGUGGUGAGCCUGAAAGACGGAACUGUAAAGGGUUUCGAUAUACGUCAAGCCUCAAAUUCAGACUCUAAUUUAACACCAAGUUUCACUCUCCAUGCACAUGACAACGCAGUCACCUCUGUCUCAUACAACAUUUCCGCUCCUAAUCUUUUGGCAACGGGAUCUAUCGAUAAAACGGUAAAGCUUUGGGAUCUUUCAAACAAUAAGCCUUCAUGCAUUUCUUCACAUACACCAAAUACCGGAGGUAUAUUGUGCAUUGCUUUCUCUCCGGAUAAUCCUUUCUUACUCGCUAUCGGUGGCUCAAAGGGAUCAGAGUUAAAAUUUUGGGAUACACUUUCGAACACUAAUGUCUCUCACAGAUACGGAAGCAGCCGAGUCCGAACAUGA